Messenger RNA from Seminavis robusta, 864 nucleotides. The record is from the annotation of a GenBank genome assembly. NCBI's taxonomy places the organism in Eukaryota, Bacillariophyta, Bacillariophyceae, Naviculales, Naviculaceae.
AUGUCCUUGUCAUUGUCGACGACAUCCGCAACGCAGUCGCUCCCAGUUGUGCUGAUUCAUGGCCUCGAUUCGUCCAAGGAAACCUGGGAUACUGUGCUACCCAAACUGCAGCAAAGAGAGGACUUUUCGGCCACUGCCAUGGAUUGUCGUGGCUGUGGACGUCAUCCCCUGCCAGAUCUGAUAGAUGAGGAAUUUUCCAUAGAAGCUCUGGUUCAAGAUGUUCAGGAUCAUUUAGAAGAAGUACAAGAGUGCAAAACCAACAACAACAAGUUGGUCUUGUUGGGUCAUUCCAUGGGGGCGCGAGUGGCAUUGGCAUUUGCUGCCACUUAUCCAGAAAGGGUGGCCUGUCUCAUUAUGGAAGAUAUGGAUAUUGGGCGACGAAGAAUCACCGAAGCACCUUUUGUGGUUCCGAAACCCAGCACGCCAUUUUCCAGAUCGUUUCCUACCAGAAAAGAUGCGAUGGAGGCACUCGUCCAAGCAGGGUACCCGCAAGAUCGCAUUGAUCGAUGGAUUCAAGAUGGGCGAAUCUUCCCCAACAAUAAGAACAAUUCUGGGUGGUGGUCCUCGGUCAACCCUGAUUUUCGGCGGCUUUGCUAUGACAAGGUGGUGGAUAAUGAUUCGGGAGUGGAGCAGUGUCAAAGUCUUGCAUCCAAUCCGUCUUCCUUUCCUAUUCAUGUCCUGGUGGGAGGACCAGACAAUACAAUAUGCCGACCAGAGAGCUUGCAAGAAAUGACAAGCAUUCUUGGACAGGACAGAGUGACCAUUCAUCAAUUUCCACCAGAAUCCACACAUAGCAUCCAUUCGUCGCAUCAGGAUGAAUACAUGGCCACAAUCAACGGAAUUUUGGAUACCGUUGCAAAAUAA